AUGGAGAGGCUAAAUGGUGUCGAGCCCUCAAAGGUCGUCUGUAGUGGGAGAAAAAAGUCGGCUCUACGCCGCUUCGCACUGAUUCAUCUACCGUCAAUCACGAUUACCUUGGUCUUACUCUCAUUCUACACAUCAAACUUACAAUGGGCAGAACCUACAAAUGAACAGCUAAAUGCCCUCCAAUUUGCAGCUAAGGCACAUGAAGCUUCGGUGCUGGUUUCUCUUACGGACAUCCUCCUGCAUAGGAUAUGCUACGGCCUCAUUGAAGAUGGCGGCAUUCCCCUCGGCUUCAUUUCUUCACCGUUUCACCUUGGCUCCCCGAUUCAGUAUUUAGUGAGUUGGGAGUUAUGGGGAGUCUUGCUAAAGCCAGCGGCGAAUCGCCUGCUGCACCAAAUGACGGGUAUCUUGAUCAUCUUAAUCUCUCUACUUGCCAUAAGUUUGGGACCUCUUUCAGCAAUCAUAAUGAUUCCACGCCAAGGGUGGUCAUUUUUUGACAGCGAUUGGAACACCUGGUGCGUUAAUGGCCUGGCUUUCGAGACAAAUCUCGACUCUCGACAUGCCUGGAAUGCAUUAGGGACCAUCCAGCUAGGGGACUAUGGGUACGGCACUACGGAUGUCUUUCUCGGAAACAUUACACACUCCGCUUUUUACUUUUACAACCUCGAGUGGCGAUACAUAUCGCUUUUCGCGGACUUUGCCCCUACACAGCCGGACGUUUUGAUCACCGCGACGUGUCCCAUGGAUUUAGUGGCUAUGUCACUUCACAAUUACGUCUGUUCAUUCCAGUCAAAUACAACGGAGUGGCUUGUGAGGUCCGCUCAGAAGAGGGCGGAUUCUCCUGAUUUGUUGAAGUGGAAACAGCCUUCUGUGUCUGUAUCUUGUUCCGAUGCACAGAUGGACAAAGGAACUGCGGCGUUCAAAUUUAACUCCAAGGUUCUAAAUGACACAAUUUCUCUAAAUGUCAAAAAUACUUCUCCUCUUAAAGACCUGAAUGAGGUCGAGACUCCGCCAGGCCCUGUAAGCUAUAGAUUUCUGAACAUCAACCAUAUCACAAGUCAGCCAAUCAGCGCCAGCAUUCUCGUCUUAAAACUCAGUCUUUGUAUUAUUUCGGCUCACUGGGUUCAGGCGGACAUCUGGAUUGAGAAAAAGGCGAAUGUCAUCCAAAGCCACUUGGAUCUUCCGAUCGAUGAUGGGUUUGAACGUUCGAAUGGGUCUUUAUCAACAGGAGACCUCAUUCGGAUGGGAGAUGGAUGGUUCACUGGCAUAGACUUUCCAGACAUCACGCCAUCAAACUCUGCAUAUCAGCAAAUACUCCGAUUCUGCGGCAACAAUCAUGGAUUUUUUGAAAACUGCCUCCCGAUGUCCCUUGCAGCUCACCUUGCCGACGCACUAUCGGGGACGCCUUAUUCAGCCUACACGGAAGCGGUUCAUAUCAACGAAAAAGAUCCCCAGAAUUAUACGAUUAUUCACAAUACUGUGUAUAACAAGCCAUUCAUGUACAAUUUUCUAAAUAGCCGCGCUAUACCUUGUGCGUUCGCCAUUCUUAUCCUGCAUAUCAUCAUUGUUCUCGUUCAUAUAGCAACAAUUCUUUUAUCUUCUCAUCCAUGGCACAGCUCCAGCUGGGGUAGCGUUGGGCAGAUGCUAAUACUUGCAUUGCGUUCAACAUCUCCCAGUAGCUUAGGGAAGGUGGGUGGAGGCGUUGAGAGUUCUCAAACAUGGACAGCAACCGCAAGGGUGAGGGCGGUGGGUGAGAAUCAACAGUUGGAAAUUGUAUUGGGGGACAGUGAUGGGACAGAAGAAGAAGGUCAAUGCAGACAACAAAUUAAGGAUGCAAGUGCCAGGAAGGAUAAACAGGGUGUCAGAGCAGGAAUUCACUAUAGCUGA
Molecule: messenger RNA, 1884 nt
Organism: Ilyonectria robusta
Lineage: Eukaryota; Fungi; Ascomycota; Sordariomycetes; Hypocreales; Nectriaceae
Exons: 4
Coding region: 1-1884 (627 amino acids)
Source: RefSeq, a predicted model, not a curated record